AUGGAGAAGAAGGGAUGUUGGUCUUUGAGGAUAUUUCAAAUGGAACUUUACAGGAGAAAUUACAUGUACAUGGUGAUAAAAGCUUCAAAUGUGUUACUUGACAAGAAAUUCAAUUGCAAGUUAUGUGAUUUUGGGUCAGCAAAAAUGGGAUUUUCAUCAACAAUUUUGCCACCAAAUUCGUCGACGAAUCGUAUGAUGCUGGUUUCUCCAGGUUAUACAGAUCCUCACUAUUUAAGAACUGGCAUUGCCUCAAAAAAGAAUGAUAUAUACAGCUUUGGUAUAAUUAUUUUGGAAUUAAUUUCUGGGUUUGAAGCACUUUCUUCUGAUACUGGAGAAAGGUUAAUAUCAAAAGCUGGUAAUAUAUUAAGGGAUGCAACUAAGGUAGCAGAAAUGGUGGAUUGA
Messenger RNA from Nicotiana attenuata, 402 nucleotides. RefSeq names its product probable receptor-like protein kinase At4g10390. Lineage: Eukaryota; Viridiplantae; Streptophyta; Magnoliopsida; Solanales; Solanaceae. The transcript has 2 exons. Gene Ontology annotation, molecular function: ATP binding; protein kinase activity. Gene Ontology annotation, cellular component: plasma membrane. Bases 1 to 402 code for a protein of 133 amino acids. The record is from RefSeq and is a predicted model, not a curated record. Gene Ontology annotation, biological process: protein phosphorylation.